UUUUUCUGUUUUUUAGCAUAAAAACAUCUUCCAUCACCUGUUUGUGAAAAAAGAACAGUAACUUGACAUUCCCCCCCUCAGAAAGUCUGAAAAGUCCUUAGAUAUCUGACACCACAGCUCUGUGGUGCUCCAGCUUCUCUUCUCCUCCAUCGACUCCCUCCCCCCGGGGUUUAAAAGAUCACGAGACACCUGAGACGCCCCACUGUGGUCUGACAUUAGUACCUACCUGCUACACUUUUCUUUGCGUCUCGUUGACUCCGUUGUUCUCACCUCUGCCUGUUUUCUGCAAGUCUUGCAUCUUCUUAAUAACCCUCUCUUUUCCCCACUCUUCCCAAUCUCUCCUUCCUCUAGCUGUCUGUUUUCCAUUCCAUCUGUCUCAGUCUUUCCAUCUGCUUCUCUGCUUUUAUACCUCCAUCUUUGUGUCUAACCACCUUUCACGCUCCCUUUAUUCCUGCAUCCUACCACCACCUCUGCCUCCACAAUGAGUCUGAGUCGUACCAAGAGAAUCAGCUCCAGUAACUCGGUCCGGAGCAGCAGCGGGUCCAGGAGGCUGAGCGGCUUCAGUCCGGGUCUGGGAGGUUUCAGUGGCCUCUCCCUGAGCAGCAGCUCUCUCUGCGCGGGGGCCAACGGGCACCACCACGGCCUCGGGUCCCCGCUGGCCGCCCUGUCGGUUAACAAGAGCCUGCUGGCCCCCCUGAACCUGGAGAUCGACCCCAGCCUGUCCAUGAGCCGGGCCCACGAGAAGGAGCAGAUCAAGAGCCUCAACAACCGCUUCGCAACCUUCAUAGAUAAGGUACGCUUCCUGGAGCAGCAGAAUAAGAUGCUUGAGACCAAGCUGGAGCUGCUGCAGGGCCAGGGGGUGGGCCGGUCCAACGUGGAGCCCCUGUUCGAGGCCUACAUGGCGGGGCUGAGGCGCCAGAUGGACCUGGUCAACAACGACAAGACCAAACUGGACGGGGAGCUGAGGAACAUGCAGGGCCUGGUGGAGGACUACAAACACAAAUAUGAGGACGAGAUUAACAAGAGAAACAACCUGGAGAACGACUUUGUAAUCCUAAAGAAGGAUGUAGACUCGGCCUAUCUGGUGAAGGCCGAUCUGGAGGAUAAGGUGGGAGCUCUGACAGAUGAAAUCAACUUCCUGCGCAACGUCUAUGAGGAGGAGCUGCGUGAGCUGCAGGCCAGCAUUAAAGACACGUCGGUGGUGUUGCAGAUGGACAACAGUCGCAGCCUGAACAUGGAGCAGAUCGUAGCUGAGGUCAAAGCCCAGUACGAGGAGAUCGCAGCCCGCAGCCGAGAGGAGGCCGAGGCCUGGUACAAGACCAAAUUCGACCAGAUGUCGGUGCAGGCGAGUCAGUACGGAGACGAGCUCCGCGUGGUGAAGGGAGAGGUGGCCGAGGUCAACCGCCUGAUCAGCCGGCUGCAGAGCGAGAUCGAGGCUGUCAAGGCUCAGCGUGGCAAUCUGGAGAACCAGCUGGCUGAGGCCGAGGAGCGUGGAGAGCUGGCUGUAAAAGAAGCCAAGGCCCGGACCAGAGACCUGGAGGACGCUCUGCAGAGGGCCAAACAAGACAUGGCCAGACAGCUCCGAGAGUACCAGGACCUGAUGAACCUGAAACUGGCUCUGGACAUUGAGAUCGCCACCUACAGGAAGCUGCUGGAGGGAGAGGAGGACAGAAUUGGACAUCAGUCCAUCCUCAACAUCCAGACCAUCUCCAACUACAGUACCAAAAGUACUAAUGGCUACCACAGCAACAGCAGCUCUCCUGCUCCAAAACUGCUGAUAAAGACAACUGAGAACAGAGAUCACUCUCACAGAUACAGCAGUCACUGAAAGGACACACAGCAUGCAGGCAGUGGUGGGAUGUAACUAAAUACAUUUACUCAAGUACUAUACAAUAGUACAACUUUGAGCUACUUUACUUUUCUUUUCGUGCUACUUUAUACUUCUACUUCACUACAUUUCAGAGAGAAAUAUAGUACUUUUUACUCCAUU
Messenger RNA from Sander lucioperca (pikeperch), 1990 nucleotides. RefSeq names its product intermediate filament protein ON3. The coding region runs from base 482 to 1828 and encodes 448 amino acids. Gene Ontology annotation, molecular function: structural constituent of skin epidermis. The record is from RefSeq and is a predicted model, not a curated record. Gene Ontology annotation, biological process: keratinization; intermediate filament organization. NCBI's taxonomy places the organism in Eukaryota, Metazoa, Chordata, Actinopteri, Perciformes, Percidae. The transcript has 10 exons. Gene Ontology annotation, cellular component: keratin filament.